AUGAGCGAUCUCAACCGCCCGCUGAUUGCGGGCGGGAAGAGUAGCACACUCGCCGUCAGCAUGCCAGCGCUGAGCCAGGUGGAGGCGAUCAAGCCUAAUAUCAAAGGCGGUGCGCUUGCCGCUACGCACGACACGCUGCCCACCGGCAGACGGCGAGGCCUGAUCCCGCGGAUCUUUUCGAUGCGUCAGACCAUAGACGGCGAACUCGAGGUCUACGCUCACAUCGUCACUCACGCUCACCUCAGAGCCACCGGCGGCGCGGGGAUGAUGAGCCAGCACUCGCUUGGCUCCUUCUUCGGAGGAAACAAGGCAUCGGUUGGAUCCACCGCGUCGGUUGACAGAGAGGCGUCGGGCCAGAUGGGGAACACGACCGCCAUGCUCACCUUGCUCAAGGCGAUGAUCGGCCCGAUGCUUCUCUUUGUGCCGAGCAUGUACAAGCAGGCGCCGCGGGCAGCGCCUCCCCACCGCCGCCCUGUCGCGCUCCGAGCAGGCAUGUUCCAGCUGCUCGAGUGCCACGACGCGGUCCUCCGCGGCCAGAGGCUCAGCAGCGUGAGCAAGGGCGCCUUUGCGGAGAUCGGCCGGCAGGCGGCGGGCGCGGCAGGGUACGUCAUCGUCGACUCGUGCCUCGUCGCCUCGCAGUUCCUGUUCUGCGUCUCGUACCCGAUCUUCAUCGCCACCAACACGCGCGCCGUCCUCGAGUCGCUCCUCCCGCUGCCGCCCUCCGUCACCUUCCUCACGCUCGUCCAGCUGCCUGUCCUCGUGCCGUACUGCUGGGCGAGCCGGCAGUAG
This is a messenger RNA of Emiliania huxleyi CCMP1516, 789 nucleotides long. RefSeq lists its product as hypothetical. The transcript is spliced from 2 exons. NCBI's taxonomy places the organism in Eukaryota, Haptophyta, Isochrysidales, Noelaerhabdaceae. The record is from RefSeq and is a predicted model, not a curated record. Bases 1 to 789 code for a protein of 262 amino acids.